AUGUCAAGUGACGAUUGGCUUGAUAAUGAACCGCCAACAACAAACUCUGCUAACCUUACAACAUCAUCAAAAUCAAAAUCAAGUCGGCGACCUAAUGUUGAAGCAGCAAGCGGUUGGUCAAAUGAUAUUAAUGAUGAAAAUGGCAAUUUAGAUAUUUCGACUAUACUUCCUUCUCAACCUCCUAUGAUUCGGCAAAGUACUCGUCGAGCAGCAGAAGAAAUCAUUGCUACAGAUAUUCCUACAAUUCCUAUGGACGAUGCUGAUGGUGAUGAUACAAUUGAUAUGACUCCACAAAUAGCUGUUGCUCCCGAAUUUUCGGUUCAUCAAAUAGCUUCAUUCAAAGAAAUUGAACAUGAAUUUUCUCGUGAACGUGCUAGUCAAUACAUCGAUAGCAAAAUUGAUAUUGGUAUAUUAUAUCAUAACCUUCAUUUACAAGAAGAAUUUGAUGCUGAAGAACAAAAACCUUGGGAUUGGGACAAACUAUUUGUUGAAGUUCGAAAUUCUAUAAGCAAUCCAAUAACUGAUUCCUAA
Messenger RNA from Rotaria sp. Silwood2, 531 nucleotides. Lineage: Eukaryota; Metazoa; Rotifera; Eurotatoria; Philodinida; Philodinidae. The record is from the annotation of a GenBank genome assembly.